AUGGCGGCGACUCCAGAUAUCUCUUUGAAAUGGUCAUCAGUCUAUAAAGUUGCCUCAAAAGACAGCAUAUCUCUGCCUGGUGAUAAGAUACUGUUACCGCAGUCUGCUCUGGAACAGCUAUUAGCAGCAUCUACGGUUACGGUCAAUUCUAACAGCCGCCCAAAUAAUGUCGCAUUCGAUCCAUUUAAUCCAUAUUCUUUAGCAGCAGCUCGCAUAGAACAGUCGCAAUGGAGAGAUACUCAACAGCAACUACCUCAUCCUCUCACAUUUAGGCUCGUCAAUUCAAAGAAUGGGAAUGUGGUACAUGCAGGAAUCCGAGAGUUCUCUGCAGAUGAGGGAGAAGUUGUCCUGAGCCCAUUCUUGCUUGAGGCAUUGGGAAUCUCUGCGCCCACACGAAAAUCUACGCCAAGUCCCAAAGUUGAGAGCGAGAGAGGAUCCCCUAGUGCGCCUAUAGACCUUACAGAUAACCCUUCGAUUGACCUUACACGCGAUGAGACGAUAGAUCUUACAGAUGAAAUUGAAGAAUCUGCGCAAAUCACCGUACAUGCGAAACAGCUAUCUAAAGGUACAUAUGUGAGGUUAAGGCCGUUGGAAGCUGGGUAUAAUCCUGAGGACUGGAAAUCGUUACUAGAAAGACAUUUGCGGGAAAAUUUUACAACUUUAACAAAUGGAGAAAUAUUAACGGUUCGAGGGUCAAAGUCAGAGGAAUUUCGAUUUUUGAUUGACAAACUCGCGCCUGAAGGAGAUGGGAUUUGUGUUGUUGACACCGAUUUAGAGGUCGAUAUAGAAGCUUUGAAUGAGGAACAAGCCCGAGAAACCUUGAAGCAAAUCAUGGCAAAGGCACAAAAAGCUCCAGGAACGGCCCAAGGAAGUUCUAUCGGUGGAGAAUUAGACCUAUGGAAAGCUUCGCAAGGACAGAUUGCUGAAGGAGAUUACGUGGAUUAUACUUUACCUUCAUGGGAUCGAUCAAAUGACCUUGAGAUUGAGCUGUCGCUCGAGGAUGAUGGCGAUGUGGAGAUUUUUAUUAGCCCUCAAUCAGCUCAUCAAAGAGCAAAACCGCGAGAAGAUGAGCAUGUUUUUGGAGAUUUCUCAGAAAAUAAAACCAAGAGGCUCGUCAUACAACAAUCAGACGUGGAAUUAAUAGGAGCUGAUGCAAUACUAAUUUCCAUAUACUUCCGAGGGUCUGGAAGUGAGUCAUCACAGGGGUUACGGAAAUACUCUCUUAGAGUGAAAUCGCUUGAGAAAGGGGCAAGCAAUGGAUCUUCAAGUAAUCCAGUUUCGCCCGAAGAAGAUACUGAAAUGCAUGGAUCUGAUGAGGAGCAAUGUAAAAAUUGCCAUCAAUGGGUACCGAAGCGGACAAUGAUGCUUCAUGAAAACUUCUGUCUUCGUAAUAAUGUCUCAUGUCCUCAUUGUAACAACGUGUUUCAGAAAAAAUCCCAAGAAUGGCAGGAUCAUUGGCAUUGUCCUUAUGAUUCUUCCUACGGAAAUACACCAGCAAGCAAAACCAAACACGAUUCUGUAUUUCACGAAUCCCGCCAAUGUCCCAAUUGUCCCUAUGAAGCAACAAAUCUCAGAGAUCUUGCUACCCAUCGUACGUCUGUAUGUCCCGGCAAGGUUAUUCUUUGUCAAUUCUGCCAUCUCGAAGUCCCCCAAGAAGGCGACCCCUUCGAUCCGUCCCCUGAAAGUCUCAUAUCUGGGCUCACAGCCCACGAGCUCGCUGAUGGAGCUCGAACUACGGAAUGUCACCUUUGCAGCAGGAUCGUUCGACUUCGCGAUAUGUCCACGCAUCUCAAGCACCACGAACUUGAGAAGAACAAUCGAUUCAAACCAGACAUCUGUAGGAAUGUCAACUGUGGUAGAACUUUGGACGGUGUUGGUAAGAACGGGGAAGUAGGAGCAGGUUCGAGGAUGGGUCAAGGACCAGGUAAUGAUUUGGGUCUUUGUAGUAUUUGCUUCGGCCCACUAUACGCUAGUAUGCACGACCCGUUAGGAAAGGCGAUGAAGCGUCGUGUGGAACGAAGAUACUUGAGCCAAAUAAUUACGGGAUGUGGCAAGAAAUGGUGUACAAAUCUCUAUUGUAAGACUGCAAAGACUAAAGACGCCAAUGGGCCCCAGGUGGCAUUAUCGGUAAAAGAUGCACUUCCCCUCAUUCAACCAUUACUAGCCCAAUUAGAGGAUAAGACCGAACCAAUGUAUUUCUGUGUGGAUGAAGCAAAUCAGAAGAGGAGAAAUCUGGCGGAAAUGUUGGCCAUGGAACCAGGAGGUUGGGAUCUAGAGUGGUGUGUUGCGGCUUGCGAAGCAGAAGGUCCAAAUCUUGAUAAAGUCAGGACAUGGUUAAGUAAUUGGGCUCCAAGAAAAGCAUGA
Molecule: messenger RNA, 2364 nt
Organism: Sclerotinia sclerotiorum 1980 UF-70
Lineage: Eukaryota; Fungi; Ascomycota; Leotiomycetes; Helotiales; Sclerotiniaceae
Exons: 1
Coding region: 1-2364 (787 amino acids)
Cellular component (GO): VCP-NPL4-UFD1 AAA ATPase complex
Molecular function (GO): polyubiquitin modification-dependent protein binding
Source: RefSeq, a predicted model, not a curated record